CUGCUAUAUUUGAGUAGUGGUUUGUCUGUGUACAUGCUUCUCUCUAUAUAUAUCAGUUGGUUUUUUUCCAAUUUUUCUCGGAAAGAUACAGUUUUUUAUCUGGUGAUUGUGCACAACACAAACCACAAGCCAGAGAGAAAGAGAGAGAGGGAGAGACGGAAGAAGAGGGAUUGUGGGGAUUUUGUGGGAUUGCAGUUGCCGGAUUUUUCUAUUGGAUUCGUGUUUGAGGGUGCUGGUUGAAGAGGGGUGAAAGUUGUUUCAUCUGGGUUCUGAGGUAUCUCUCUCAAUUUUGCUUUGAGAGUGAGGAGUUUAAACGGAGAAUUUGAUUGAGCAUUUGUAUUUUUUAUUUUAUUUUUUUCAAUUUUUAGAGUGGAAGUACAACUUGAUCGUAGAAAAUUUUGGUGGUGGUAAUCAUGUCUGAUGGGUAUUACAGUUCGAAGAAGACAGAUGAUAUUUGCGAAGACGUUUGUGGCCAGCAGGCCUCCCCUGCAGCUUUAAGCAUGUCAAGGCUCAAGUGUAUACUGAGAGGGUUGGAUGUCAAGACUUGUAUAUUCUUGUUCGUGGUUGUUCCAUUAGGAAUUUUUGGAUUGUGUUUGCAUGGCCAGAAGAUCUCCUAUUUCCUGAGACCAUUAUGGGAAUCUCCUCCAAAGCCCUUCCAGAUAAUUCCUCACUACUAUCAUGAGAAUGUUUCAAUGGAGACGCUUUGCAAACUUCACGGGUGGGAGAUUCGUGAAUCGCCAAGACGAGUUUUUGAUGCAGUUCUAUUCAGUAAUGAAGUAGAUAUUCUUAGGAUUCGAUGGAAGGAAUUGUAUCCUUACAUAACCCAGUUUGUACUUCUUGAAUCAAACUCAACAUUCACUGGCCUACCUAAACCAUCUCUCUUUGCUAAUAAUCGGGAUAAGUUUGAAUUCGUAGAGUCCCGUUUGACUUACGGGACAAUUGGGGGGAGAUUUAGGAAAGGGGAAAACCCCUUUGUGGAAGAGGCGUAUCAGCGAGUAACAUUAGACCAGCUCAUUAGAAUAGCAGGUAUAGAAGAUGAUGAUUUGUUGAUAAUGUCUGAUGUUGAUGAGAUCCCUAGUGCCCAUACAAUUAAUCUCUUAAGGUGGUGUGAUAACAUCCCACCUAUCCUUCAUCUUCAGCUGAGAAAUUACUUGUACUCCUUGGAGUAUUAUGUUGAUAGCAAGAGCUGGCGAGCUUCAGUUCACAAUUACCGGUCAGGGAAAACUAGAUACGCGCAUUAUCGACAGGCAGAUAUCCUCUUAUCAGAUGCUGGUUGGCAUUGCAGCUUUUGCUUCCGCUACAUUAGCGACUUCAUAUUUAAGAUGAAAGCUUACAGCCAUUACGACCGGGUGAGAUUCUCUCAUUACUUGAAUCCCAAAAGGAUUCAAGAAGUGAUAUGCAAAGGAACUGACCUAUUUGACAUGCUUCCGGAGGAAUACACAUUUAAGGAGAUCAUAGGGAAAAUGGGUCCUAUUCCUCAUUCUUACUCAGCAGUUCACCUUCCUUCUUAUUUACUGAAUAAUGCUGACAAGUACAAAUAUCUCUUGCCCGGUAACUGCCAGCGUGAACAUGGCUGAACUGUGAAGCUUAUUGGAAAGUAAGGAUUGUUUUGUAAUUGAUGGAGGUGCAUAUUGUUCUUUGCACCAAAAAGGACUGCAUGAGUCACACCAAAUGAUGAUGGUGCUGCUAUGCCAUGUAUUCAACAAAUCCAUGCCAUCCUUUACAGUGUUGUUGGGAUAAAGCUUGGAUUUCUUCCAUUUUGGAGGCAGGUCCAAUGUUUGCAGGGGAUAAUUCUUGUGAGGACUAGCUUUUUAUGGGUAUGGUAGAGAUGCAUACUGCCUUUUGCUGGUGUGGCAGAUUAAUUUAACAUAUAAUCAGUAUUCAUAGUUGAACUGUUGGUUACAGCUUUAUAGUAUUCAACACCUCUUAAGGUACAUCCACCCAUGGAAGCUUCACCUAUGAUCUA
Messenger RNA from Manihot esculenta (cassava), 1966 nucleotides. RefSeq lists its product as uncharacterized. The transcript has 2 exons. The record is from RefSeq and is a predicted model, not a curated record. Gene Ontology annotation, molecular function: beta-1,4-mannosylglycoprotein 4-beta-N-acetylglucosaminyltransferase activity. The coding region runs from base 414 to 1577 and encodes 387 amino acids. NCBI's taxonomy places the organism in Eukaryota, Viridiplantae, Streptophyta, Magnoliopsida, Malpighiales, Euphorbiaceae. Gene Ontology annotation, cellular component: membrane. Gene Ontology annotation, biological process: N-acetylglucosamine metabolic process; protein N-linked glycosylation.